GUGUUGAUCGACUGAUCGACGGGAGGCGCGCGCCGCGCGUCGCUGGUGCCAUUCUCCGCUCCUGCACGUCGCAGAGUACAGCGCACCCCGGUCUCUGCGCGCUCCCCGCUACAUCAUGUCCGACGCUCAUGUAACAGCCCCGGCCGCCCCAGGCCGCCCUAUGCACGAGCACGCCCCCUCGCCCGACGCCGCCCAGGACGACGACGAUCGCCCGCGCGCCGACCCCGACCGCCCCCAGUCGGAGCGCGUCCGCUUCGCAGAGCCCUCCUCUGCUGCGUCUGGCGACUCGGAAGGCGUGCCCCUCUCCCGCACGCGAGUACCUCCCUCUCCUGCCAUGCCUCCGCUGUCUCUCCCUCUCCAUUCUCAAUAUCUGGACGUCCUCGACAUCAGCUGGCACGCCAACCUCCGCUACGACGCCCGUCUCGGCGACGACGACGGCGACGAGCCCCCAUACGGCUCCUACCACGGGCCCCGCGAUGCCCCGCAUCUCCGCCAUGUCCGCAUCGAGACCCUCCUGGGGCCCCGGGGUUUCCCAAGGUCGCUCUUCGCCCAGCGACACAGAGCAGCGCCCUACUGGCCAGCUGCCCUUUUUGAUCCACCCGCCGAUCCGUUCAUCUCCGUCCUACAACGCGAGCUCAUCUUCGCUCUCUUCAUGACCAUCGGUUGGGCAUGGUCUGCCUUUGGCAUAUUCUUCGCCCAUCUCGCCCGCCAUCACACCGACUACAACGUCACACUAACCGAGGUCCUCUCCGGCCAGUACAUCGAGACCGGACCAACCGUCAUCUGCGCCGUCUGGAAGGGACCCGGUCCCUACGCCUUUCCUUCUGUCUUCGGUACUAUCACCAUUGACAUAUCCUUCGUCACCGCAGUCCUCUUCCCCUACCCAUACUACACCAUCGGCAAGGUAGUCGUCCUUCCCCUCGUCCUUCAUGCCAGCCUUUGUAUUCUGGCGAGCGCGACUAUCUUCGCAAGUACGAUCAUCGCACAGUAUGCGAGUGCUCUCGCGCGCUCACUAGAACUAGUACUCGAGUCUGCGAUUCGCGAACAUCGCUCCAUCUUCAAGCUUUCUCCCUCUGGCUCCGACUUCUCUGCGACCGCCAAGAAGAUAUCCCGUCUCGUGACAAGGGCAGGGGGCGGGCUCGGUCUCGCCGCUGCCGCACCACGUCUCGUCAAGAGUGACAUUGCUUUUGGGCGGUUCGCGCCCAGCGACGUCGGGCGCGUGCAGGAGUUCGGACGCGGUCUCAUUGUGCGCGCGAACGGGCUCGAUAUCUUCCCGCUCAUUGACCUGACGCGCGAGCGGUUCCCCGUCACACCCCUUCCCAGUAACCCACCUGUCAGUUCUCGUCGACAAUCAUCGCAUCCAGGCACCACAGCGAUCGGCCGCGCCUCGGUGGUGAUCGAGAUGAUCGACGCAAUUAUAUCGCUCGAGGAGAACAAGGGGAGGCUACAUUGGAGAUUCCAGAGGUUGUACAAGUAG
This is a messenger RNA of Rhodofomes roseus, 1477 nucleotides long. RefSeq lists its product as uncharacterized. The transcript has 6 exons. Lineage: Eukaryota; Fungi; Basidiomycota; Agaricomycetes; Polyporales; Fomitopsidaceae. Bases 116 to 1477 code for a protein of 453 amino acids. The record is from RefSeq and is a predicted model, not a curated record.